AUGCUUAACCUCGAAUUAAAAUUUAUAAAAAAGGAGCUCUUAAAUGUUUCAGUUCAAGAUGAGCAAAGUGUCCCAGAAAAACUCGUGCUUGGAAGUUUGCGCUAAUUAAAAAAAGGCGAAAUAUUCGACCGGAAUAAGAAAAAUAAAUUCCUAAGCUUCUUUUUCGAGUUGAGAAUAGUCAAUAGAAUCAACAAAAGAGGAAAAAUUUUUUUGAUCAUGAAAGCCUUUUUUUAAGUAAUCAAAAAAAUUGUAACACACAAAUACAAGGCUUACAACUUGAUCUCAAAAUUAUUUCAUCGAAGAGAAAAAGAAAAAAAAUGAAACAGAUUUGACAACUUGUGCCGCCUUCACAUCUAGUCUUCAUCUUUGAAACAUUCCAAACUUGGUUCAAAUAUUGAAAAAAAAAUAGUGAGACCAUUAAGAUUAGAAUCGGAGAGAUGAAAAUCCGAGCAUUUUUUCUUUUCUACAUAGUUUUGUUUGAGAAAUAGAAUUUCUUGAACCUCUUGCUCGCCGAUAACCCUUGUUUUCGGCAUUUUAACGAAUUAUUUCAGAUAGAUUUCAAGAGACUUUGAGAAAUACCUAAUUUCAAUCUAAAUAAAAAUGAGACUUGUGCCAGUUUGAUGGCAUCGCACAGAAAGAAACUUAUGAGAAAUAAAAAACUAUAUCACAGGUUAAAAAGUUAUAAAAGCGUAUUUUACAGGUCCAUACGUCGAGACCAGGGAGCGCGGAGUCCAAGCCGCAGACAAGGCGGAAGAGGAGAAGGAAAAGGAGAAGUUGGAACUUCUCAAAAGGUCGUAUUUUAUUUUUUAAAAAAAUCCGUUUUUCAUUUAUAUAACUAUCCCUUAUCAAAAAAAGUUUCCUUCGCAUUUUUUUCAAAAACAACACUCUACAAAAAAAUAAUUGAUCUAUCGCUUUUUUUAGCAAGUGAAUUAUGAAAUAGAGAAGAAUAGAUAAAUAUUCAAAAAAAGUUUUAGGUUACCAAAAGGGAUGUAAUAACCUUUUAACUAAUUCAGUAUCAUUUCAGAGAAAAGGAAGAAAAAGAGAGGCGUCUGGAGGCCGCGACGGCCGAGAACGCAAGCCUGACGGCGAAUCUGGCAAGGUCGUCGCUGGAGCUCCAAGCCUCUCUUGGAAUAGGUCUUUUUACAAUUUUAAACAUUUCUCAAUGAAAUAAUUUCCAGAAGAAGAGCUCCGCCAGGAGAACUGCUUCCUUCGAGCCCAGCUCGAGGAAGCAAACGAAGCUCGGAGGCGCCUGGCCGCCCAAUUGGAGGUUACUUCAAAACUAUAGAAUAAUCACUCAUACAAGCUUGGGUCAGCAUCUGCUGCCCCAAAUACCCUAAAAAAAUCUCCAUGUGACAUGUUGAACUCUUCAAUAAUACUUUUUGUCAAAAAAAUGCGAGAAUAUUUCGUGGAGAAAAAAAUAAUAAAAAUAAAAAAAGUGAACUAUUCUGGAGUCAUUCCCAUAGCUCUCCAACAAGUUUCGAAAUAUUCAAACUGCUUGAUGAAAGUUUACUUGGAAACUAAACUUUAAUUUCGAAAACAAACUUUAACUUUUUUAAAUUUCCGUUCGAAAAAAUAGAAAAGUAUUCAAUUUAAAUCAAUUCAGGCAGCCCUCGGAGCCCUCGACAUCCCGGUCGAGCCCGAAAUGGUGAGAUUUAUUUUUGAAAUAAUAACUUGAGUAAUAAUACAGCUUGCCGUAAAACUGAGAAAGAUCUAUUUUAAAGUUGAGUGUCUAAAUUCUGGAGUAAAAUCGAAAACUAGAUUCUAUACUUCAAAACUGCUUCUUUCUCACAUUAUUCAUACUAACAAAAAAAGUUUUUAUAUAAAUAUACGAACCUUUUGCUAGAUAAUGAAAGAAAUGAUUAAAUUAAGGCUGAGGAAGUGCCGCCGGAAGAGGACCCCCAGGACCAAGGCGCUCUUCUUCUCGCCCCUCAGGUGAGGAUUUUUCACAUGAAAGUUGCUGUCGUGAGUCACAAAUUUGAAAACAAAAUCUUUGGGGAUUUCACGAGAAGGUUCGAGUAUCUGUCUCGACAUGAAGUUUAGCGCUUUCAAACUCUUCGAAAAUUCUUUUUAUAAUACCUCGAAAAUAGAAAGUUUAUUGAAAAAUAAGUAAACUGGAGUCGCCAAACCAGCUUGCGCUAACAGUUUCUAUGUAUUUUUCCAUUCUGAAACAUGAAAAAAGCUCAAUUAAAACACUCAGACAGAAACUUUCCUAAAGUAUCUGGAAAGAACUUGGAGCUUUUUGAAUUUCAACUUCGAAAGUUCAAGUAUUGGUGACAAUGAAAAACAAAAGACAAAACGGCUUCGUAUCCUUUUUGGAAAAGUGAUAAUGUGACUCGCUUGACUGCCAAAUUGUAAAAGGCGGGUUCUGUGGAGUCAAAACAAUUCAUUUACUCACCUUAAAUCAAGUUCGCAGGUCCGGAACACCUUUUCCUCUGUUCGAAUCAUCUUUUCGGUGCUCUUUCAAUUCAUUUUUAUUCGUCUUUUCACACUGUUUUCAAGAUAAAAUAUCAAUAAUAGUCAAAAAUCAUCUCUCCAAGCGAAGUAAAACUGAAAAGACUGUUUUUAAUCCAUAAAAGCUUUCAUAUCAAUUCACAGAACCAAAAAAAAAAGUUCAAUCGUUUUGAAUUUUGCAAUAAACUACUUUCAAUAACAUACUUGUUCUCGCUUCCGUAAUGGAAUGAUUUUGAUCAUUGAUAUUUCCAUCGAAAAUGUGUGAAAAAAAUUCAAAAAUUUCAUAUUUUUUUAAGAAAUAAAAGGGGUUUCGAGUCACGGUAAUGUAAAAGAUCUGGCGUUGAGGUUUCUGAGAAUGAAAGUUUGAAGGAAAAAAAGCCAGAGACAUUUCGAACGACGACUUUUCCGAUGAGAAGUUUCCGACUAAUCCUUUCCCGACCUUUUUCCAUAUAUUUUUCGGUUUCUGAAAAUUAUUUUAAAAAUCGAAAAAGUCGACGUUCGAAAAUUCCUUGUCUUUUACUUCAUACCUCCAAAAACUAAUGAAUAGGGAAAAAAAGCUUCACAUCAAUUUUAUAUCCCUCAGACUUAAAUACUUGAAUAAAAAAAGUUAAGGUCGACCGGAGAAGGCGCUCUUCUUCGGAGGGGAGCCAAAGAUCUUCCAAAAGAUCUCGAGAAGAAGAGCCGGCCACCCCGGGAGACUCGCCCCGGAGUCGCGACGUCUUCCUGACGCCGGAACGUGGCGUUGAGCAUGCCAGAGAUGGCCCUGACGUCAUGUCCGGCCAGGAAGACGAAGGGGAAGACGGGGAGCAGCUGAUGGAAGAGGAGGACGAAAUCGUUCCUGAGAGCGAUGGAGAAGAAGACGCGGGAACGUCCUCCUCUUCCAGCUCGACUUCGACGAGACCGCCGCUCUCUCCGCCAACGACGCCGCCGAGGACACCGUCGCCACCGGUCCAGCAGAUGACGCCGCCAGUCCUGCCAACCAGAAAAGUUAGUUUUGAAAGAAUAAUAAUCAUCGAUACUGACAAGAAAGAUUCCUGAACGCAUUCAACCAGUGAAAUUUCAAAUCUCUAUAAAUCCUAUACAGCUUCCUUCUCAAAUUUAACAAUGUACGUGAUACGCAGUUUUUUGAACAAAAAAAAUGUGAAAUCGCCAUUUUCUUUGUCAAAAGAAGUAGAGAACUGGGGGAAAAAUCCGACAUUUAUAAAAUGACAUUCAUGAAUUCAUCAAAUUCUUUAGAAACUUUGAUUUCUCUUUGCAAUAGAAUACAUUUGAAUUACUUUUAGAUGAAUAAAAAAAUCAAUAAUAAAUUAUUUUUUUUCAUCAAUAUUAGUAUAUCAAGAAAAAAGUUCAACAACAAAAAAACAUUUAGAUAUAAAAACCAACCUUUUUUUCCUCAAACUUGAGCUGCUUAUAUUUCCAGCUUCUCAUACUUCAAUCCAAUAUUUUUUUGAAGAAAAAGCCAGCGCUGAUUACGUUUAACAAUAACAUCAUGAAAAAAACACUGUAUCGGCAACGAGUUUGAUAAAGCAUAAGUUUGAACGAUUUGAAAUAUUCUCUGAUUGACCAACAAUAUAUAAAGUUCAAUUGAAAAAAAUUCACAAAAAAAGAUUUGGUUGGUUUUAGUAGUUUUAUUUCAUGAAGAUUCCAAUACAAACGAUGUCUUUGCAGCCUCGGCGCAAGCAGGCGGUCAUGGGGACGGUCAAAAGGUCGGCCAGAAUCGGCAACAGGCUGCCCGGUCCCCAGCCGAGGGCGCCUGUGGCCGCGCCGUCGAUACCCAUGGCCGUGCUCGGUCCACAAUCGGCCGCCGAGGUUCGCGACACCAUCCGCGAACGGUUGGCCGACUACAACAGCGGUCGGUUCAUCCCGGACUUGGGGGCGACGCUCAGCCUGGGAAGGCUCCUCACCACGGCAAUCAGGCUUUCGAGGUGUCUCCCGCCGUCUCUGAAGGAAAUCAGAGACCUCGAAAGUCUGAAAGAUCGUCUCGCCAGACUUUGUUGA
Molecule: messenger RNA, 4449 nt
Organism: Caenorhabditis auriculariae
Lineage: Eukaryota; Metazoa; Nematoda; Chromadorea; Rhabditida; Rhabditidae
Source: the annotation of a GenBank genome assembly